Molecule: messenger RNA, 750 nt
Organism: Hypoxylon fragiforme
Lineage: Eukaryota; Fungi; Ascomycota; Sordariomycetes; Xylariales; Hypoxylaceae
Product: DUF1748-domain-containing protein
Exons: 4
Coding region: 305-571 (88 amino acids)
Cellular component (GO): cytoplasm
Source: RefSeq, a predicted model, not a curated record
AAAUACACCUUCUCUUUAAACCUAAGAGGUUAGUUUAAGUUCAAUUUGAAUGUUAGCACCGGUAACUUAACUGACCGAUCUUGUGACAAACCACCUGCAUCUUGUGAUCUUCCUUCUCUUCUACAUACAUACAAUCUCAUACAAUACUUCUUCCUCCUUCCUCUCACACCCAAACCGAACAAAGUGACACCAACGAACACACAAACCUCUCAUUCUCUCAAUCAACACUAUUUUGAUACCUGAUAUCCCCUCGCAAACCGAAGCAACACAAAAGUUACUAGUCAAUAGCUCAAUAAUCGUCAAAAUGGUGUUUCUCAACUUGCUGACAUUUGGCCUUUGGGGAAAGCUCGGACGACUCACUCACUACGCCGUAGAUGCGGUUCUCAUCUCGACUAUCCUUGCUGGUAUGAGGCGGUCAACUGGUUUGACUUUCAACACCGAGCGCGUUACUGUCGGCGAUGGCAAGGAUGCCAACAAGUGGAUAGAAAAGUACCUGGGCGUGGGUGAGUGGGUUAUGGACCAGUCCGUUGCAAUAGCCGGCUCGAGCGGCUGGUUCCAGCGGACUCGAUAAGGGGGACAUGUCGAGGGUUUCCGAGUGAGAGAACGAGAGAAAGAGAGGUUCGAUGGAUGGAAUGUUUUAAGACCCCAUCCAUGCAAACGACUCAAAACGGCCGCUAUAUCCUCCGCCGCGCUAUUCUAUUCACGGGAAGCAGUAUUUGUCUCACGCAUUCGGGGAGAUGCAUCGUCGAC